Molecule: messenger RNA, 2164 nt
Organism: Spinacia oleracea (spinach)
Lineage: Eukaryota; Viridiplantae; Streptophyta; Magnoliopsida; Caryophyllales; Amaranthaceae
Exons: 2
Coding region: 1285-1929 (214 amino acids)
Source: RefSeq, a predicted model, not a curated record
GUUCAAAAUAUGUUUAGGAUGUAUUUAGAGUACUUUAAUAUUGCUGUAAAUUGUUGGAUAUUGAUUGGGGAAUUUUAUUGGUUGUUUUUAGGCGGAGAAUUCUUUAUAGGCGAUUUUUGAAUUCGUUAAAGUGGCCUAUCAGUUUGUUUACACAAGUCUCUAAGGAUCAAUAAGCAUUGUCCAUCUGCAGGUUUGAAGAUGUUGCAUCAUUGGGAUCGGGAAUAGAGAGCUUGUAUUUAGUUUUGAUUUGCUAAGUUGACUUGGGUUUGUUAAUUGGGACUUUAAACUUGUCGUACUAUUUAUAUUCUUAUUUUCGUUGGUUGAUUUUUGGGGACUAAAUCUGUAAUCGAUUAUUUAUAAACCUAAAGUUAGUUUUAUGUUUUCCGCUGCAAAAUUCUGAAUAAGCCGUUACGUUUUCACACGGGCGAUAAUGCCUUGAUAAUUCUCUACGUUUUAUAUUAAAAGAUUAUUUUAGAAAAGAGAGAAUUGUCGGGGUGUUACAAAGUGGUAUCUAGAAGCUAAGGUUUUACUUUAAUAAAUUUUUAGGCGCCUAACUAUCUAGUUAUUUAAAAUAAAUUUCUUAAAAAUCGAGAUUUUACGUAUUAUAGUGUUCAAAAAUUGGUACUUUUUUUUGGGGGGCCGAUUUCAUUUUACCCUGUUUGAAAGUAUACGAUAUUCCUUAUUUACGUUCGAAAUCAAAUUAUUUUUUCCAAGUUAAAGUGAUACUUUGGACAUUUUUAUUUUUUUUUAUUAUUUAUUAUUCAAACAAAUAAAUAAAAAUAAUAUGAAUACAUUUUUUAAAAAGGAGUUCAAUUUUUUUUUUUUUUUUAAAGUUGUUUCAAGAUUUAGAAUUCGUUAAUUAGGAAAUAUAAAUCUUUUUCGAAUUAAUAACUUUAUUUUCUAAUUUAUUCGCUACGCAUUUCCUUAAUUUAUUUUACUUAAUUUAUUUUAUAUUUUUAUUUAUGUUAUUAUUCUAUGUUAUAAUUUUCUUAUAUUAUCGUCCUUUUACCUUGUUAUUUAAAUUAUUUCAAUGCUUUAGCUUAUGAGAGAUGGGUAGUAUAAGAAGGGCAUAUAAGAUAGAAUUAUAUGUGCAUUAGUGGCUAGUCAACGCUAGCAUUAGAAAUUGAUUGUUAUGUACGCGCGUGUGCUAAUUGUUUAAGUGUUACAUUUACAAGUGCAUAAAGAAUUGUUUGAUUCCACCAAACUUAUCGAUUACUGAACCUUGUUUAUGUUUUGGCUGGAAAAUUGUUAGUGAGACCUUGAAUUGUUUAUUUCAGGAAUAAAAUGUUUCUUUCCAAGUAUACCAAUAUAGGAUCCUUCGAGAAACUUGAUAUAGAAACCCCAGAUAUUUAUGUGAAGAAAAUUGUGUUUGGAUGUGAAUAUUAUGCUAAGGUUCAAGGGCAACCUAUCUUAAUGAGAAAGGAUAUCAUAGCAGCCACUAUCAUUAAUUGCUUACCUAACAAAUUUCCAUACCUAGAACUCAAGGAAAAGUUUAAAGACAUGCAUUCUGAUAAUGGAACUCCAAACUUGGUUAAGUAUGGAACUUGGGAUGGUAGAUGGAAAUAUGAUUCAGAAAUUCUGACCACCAUUAUUGAAGCAGCAGAAAGUGGGUUUAGAGACGGUAAAAUCGUAGGGAGUCAUGUUGGGGAUUCAGUUACAGAAGAACCUAUGGGAAUUAGUGUAAAUAAUGACCUAGAGGAAAAUGAUGUAGCUGUGGAGAAUGAGAAUGUAGGUGUUGAGGCAGAGAAUCCUAACCCAGCGGCUCAUGAGCCAACCAUUGAGAUCUCUAGUGAUUCGGAUGCAGAGUUCGAAAGUGAACAGGAGAUGGCAAGUGAGCCUAAUCAAGAUGAAGACAUGGGUGAAGAUGCAAACCCUGAGGAAGACCCCGAUGAAGACCCUGAAGAAGAGUUCGAUGAUCUUGAGAUCUAAAUUUCACUCCGCAAGUCUCAGGAGCAAUGGAUAGGCAAGAGGCCACAAAUAUUUUGAAGUCAUGAAUAGUUAAUUAGCUCUUUUAUGUUUUAAAGAAUAAGUAGCAAAGCUACAACUGUUUAAGGUUUAAGUUUAUUGAAGUUUGAAAUGUUCUUUAUUAUUUUCAAGGAUGUAAUAAACCUCUAUGGAGUUAGCAAUAAAAGUUAAAGUUUUCAAGGAAGUGUUCUUUAUUCUA